Messenger RNA from Xiphias gladius (swordfish), 1349 nucleotides. It is a transcript of the gene spryd4, whose product is annotated as SPRY domain containing 4. The transcript is spliced from 3 exons. The coding region runs from base 16 to 987 and encodes 323 amino acids. Gene Ontology annotation, molecular function: protein binding. Lineage: Eukaryota; Metazoa; Chordata; Actinopteri; Istiophoriformes; Xiphiidae. The record is from RefSeq and is a predicted model, not a curated record.
AGCGUCCUCCGCCAAAUGAGUUUUUUUUCUGGCUCUUUACUGAAGCCAUAUGAUGACAAUCACUAUUAUGAUAAUCCAAUAACCCGGAGGUCUGGUUGCGCUGGAGUUAACGGGAAAUCGGAGGCCACGUAUUCCGAAUGUGGCUGGCUGCUGUCCGUGGUGCUGAUGGGUCCCGGCGGUCAGGUGGGUCCUGCUGUUCCUCUCCGGACCUGCAGGGGGCGGCGGAGCGCGCUGCAGCUACACGUCGACGAGCAGAAGAAACCGAAACACGUGAGCAGCAGCAGCAGCAGCAGCAGCAGAAGAGACAACAACAUGGCAGUGUCUCUUAAUGCAGGUCGUCUCUGUCGCCUGACGGGACGGACUGUCACCUCCCUGUCGUCCAGACACAGGCGGGCUGUCAGCCUGCCAGCGACGAGAUGCUACACAUCCACUUCCACGGGGAGCAAUUUGCAGUUCAGGCUUGAUGAGAGAACAGCCCACAGCAGUCUGGACCUCUUCAAGAAAGACACUGGCAUCAUCUACCGCAUGCUGGGUCUGGACCCAAGCCACGUGCAAGACAACCCAGAGCGUUUCCGAGACUGGGCCGUCGUGUUUGGCGAUGAGAAGAUCAGCAGCGGACGACACUACUGGGAGGUAACAGUCAAAAAGUCUCAAGAGUUUCGUCUGGGUGUGGCCGAGGACUUGAUGUCCCGAGACGACUGUGUGGGCACCAGCAGCUCCUCCUGGGUGUUCGGUUACGCUCAGCGCAAGUGGUUUGCCAUGACCAGCAAUAAGAUAGUGCCCGUGACGCUUGCAGGCAAGCCAGACCGUGUAGGAAUCCUGCUUGACUAUGAAGCGGGGCUCCUGGGGCUGGUGGACAUUGAGAAGCCCUGGAUCAUUCACAGCAUCAGGGCUCAGUUCAAGUCUCCUCUCUGCCCCGCUUUUGGACUUUGGGACGGGGAGCUGCUCACACACUCUGGUCUGGAAGAGCCUGAAGGCCUGAAGUAAAGCUGGACAAACUGUGAUGGCUCUGAUUGUGAGAGUCAUGACAGGCAGUGGCCUUGGUUUAAGUACCAUGGCAACACUUACCACAGCUUUACCUUUAAUGCAGAAAAGAAAGCAAUAUCUUCCAUGGGAAUCAUUUACAGCUUAACUGUAGGUGAUAUUUAAUUUUCUGUGGGCCUGCUGUUUCAUAACCAUGACUCCUAACAAUGCAAGUUUGUACUUUGUGUAUGUCAUUCAGCCUUGGGCAGUCGUAUCACAGAAGCUGUUUUAGUGUGUACCUCAUGUAUUACCUCUCAGACUGUCUGACGUGAAAAGGAUGUGCGUUUGUUUUUGAGAGUUACAUAAACUGCCAAGUUGUUAUUUUA